UUCGCGCAGAGAGGUUGGUAGGCGACGUGCAGUUGAGAAACCCCGCCAACGCUAUGUAGCUCCCCCACGACACAAACCCAAGUUACUUUCAAUCAAGUGUGAAACACUUGUCAUGGAUGUUAGAAACUUGGGUCCCUGGCUUUAAGGAAUCGGCUCACGAGUUCCACUCGUGGCGGCGCGACCAUGUUUCCGACGGGCUCUGGCACGGGUGCUCUGGUCGCCGCGCAGAUUAAGCCGUUUCGGGGAGCCAUAGCGACGUUCGCGCUCGUCCUCGUCUUCUGGAGCGCCUCGUUCGCCUCGCAGAGAGACGCGCUCCGCCAGGGAUUGCGCCCCAGUCUCGCCCAUAAGGCCCAAUCCCAUGAGGUAGCCAACCCUCCCCUGACCGCCGUGUGUUUGGUGGGAGGCGCACGGGACUUCGAGGCGUCAGGCCCGUCCAUUCUGCACCACCUGCUGCCGGCAUACCGCCCGCUGCACCUCUUCCUGCUCGCCCCGCUAGAUGACAAAACCAGCAAGCUGUGGGCGCUGCUGCACGCCGCUGCUGACGUGGAUGGUGGUGAUUGGAGCAGUGGAGGGAGUGGGGCAGGAGGGGGGGGUGGAGCAGGGGCAGGGGGGGUUAAGGGGUUGACAAUAGGGGGGGUGCGCAUCGUGCCGAACACAGAUGUGACUGAAACGAGGAUGAGCCAUGCCUUGCUCACCAAGAGUGGGUCGCCGCAUGGCGUGCAGGGCCUCCUGCAGUACUUCCGCCUGGUGGAGGGCUGUGUCGACCUCAUUGCAGCGCAUGAGCAGGCCCACAGCGUCACCUUCCACUGGGUGCUGCGCUCACGGGUCGACGCCUUCUGGACCGCCCCUCCCCCGCCCCUUUGGACCCUCGACCCUGGCAGCUACAGCGUGCCGUACGGGUGGGGAUGGGGGGGGGUGAACGACCGGUUCGGCAUCGGGGGCAGGGAGGUCAGCGAGGUGGCUCUGAGGAGACUGUCCGUGCUGCCAGCGCUCUUCCAAGCCGGGAAAAGGCUGCUCAACUCCGAGGGUGCCUUUGAGGCGCAGCUGCAGCUGCGGAAUGUGACAGUGAAGCCGCUCUCCCUGCCCUUCUGUGUGCUCACUCGGAGGGGCUACGGGGCGCCCAGACCCAACGCCGCACCUACUGCCAGCAGCAGCAGCAGCAGCAGCAGCAGCGGGGGCGGCAACAGUGGCGCCAGUGCUGCCGAUGGGAAUGGUGCUACCUCCGGUGCCGAUACUGGUGAUAGUACUGCGAACCCCACCUCCGCCCCCUCCGUGUGCUCGCCUCUGCUCGUGUCUCUCUCUUCUGCCACCCGCACUGCUGCCAACGGCGCCAAGUGCUGCCCCUGCCAGCCGUGUGCUCAAGGCGAGGAGGCCAUAUCUCUCAUCCACGCCUACAACGAGACCUCCCCCUACCGUGUGUGGCUGGGCCACCCCCCGGCAGGCGUGCAGCUGUGCCCGGCGCACUGCCCCUGGGGGGGGCAGGGCGAGUGGGAGAGGCGGUGGGGGGAGGUGGUGGGGGAGGGGAUGGAGCGGCAGAGGAGGGAGAUAGUCGCAGUGGCGGGGAGAGUGGAGGAAUGUGUGAAGGCGUGGGAAGAGUUCCAGCAAGCCAGCUCAGCAUGGCAGGCACCUUCUGCCCUGGCGGUGUGCCUGAGGUCGCACCUGGGGGAGGUGCAACUGCUGGGGGGGCACGGGGGCAACUUCAACACACUCAUUGGUCUGCUUGAUGAAAGGAGCACCGUCAUCACCAUUGGCACCAACAAAUCCGACACCACAUGGGAGGCCUCCUUGGGCGAUCACGUGCCAGGAAUCCACGUCAGCAAUCAGGCAGCGGAUUGGCUGAACGCUGGAAGCGGACAAGGCUCGCCGACCACUCUUAUUGACGCACUCAAGGUGGACAUAGGUGCAUUGGAGCAAGGCGACGGCACGUCAUGGGCCAGCAGCCUGGCUGGACUAGCAGUGUGCCAGCUGCUGGUGAGGAUAGCUGGCACGGAGGCAGCAGCAUGGCAGCAGCUGCAGCAAGCAGUGCAGCCACACGGCUUCCAGCUUGACUCAUGCAAGAUGGGGCUGCUUGUAGAGAGCUGGAGGUGUACCUUUUUUUCACUCAAACAUUGUAACAUCAAAGAGGGGAAUGCAUUUGAGCAUGCUUAGGUGCUGGUGUUGUUGUAAUCUAGCCUGUUAAAAUUAUAUUUUAUAUAAGUUUAGGCUUGGUAGUUAUGCUACUAACUGCAUCCUACUGUAGGGGGGACAACCCCCUUCUUGUACUUCAUUCUCUUCUAGUCUACGCCUCUUCUCUCUC
Molecule: messenger RNA, 2296 nt
Organism: Closterium sp. NIES-67
Lineage: Eukaryota; Viridiplantae; Streptophyta; Zygnematophyceae; Desmidiales; Closteriaceae
Source: the annotation of a GenBank genome assembly